Messenger RNA from Humulus lupulus (European hop), 2011 nucleotides. RefSeq names its product polyprenol reductase 2-like. The transcript is spliced from 8 exons. Gene Ontology annotation, cellular component: endoplasmic reticulum. Bases 748 to 1764 code for a protein of 338 amino acids. Lineage: Eukaryota; Viridiplantae; Streptophyta; Magnoliopsida; Rosales; Cannabaceae. Gene Ontology annotation, molecular function: 3-oxo-5-alpha-steroid 4-dehydrogenase activity. Gene Ontology annotation, biological process: dolichol-linked oligosaccharide biosynthetic process; polyprenol catabolic process. The record is from RefSeq and is a predicted model, not a curated record.
UCCUUAGUGGAGACACCGUACUUCUCCUGCAUCCUUGCGAUCUCUUCCUCCUUCUGAUCCAACUUUUUGCUCAUCUUGGCUUGCUGGUAAUACAGCACGAUGAGGUAACGAUUUGCGACAAGCCGGAGAGGUGGUCGAUCGCGGUCUUGGCGUCGUAGAUGUCUUCAUAAACAACAAAGGCCGUACCGCGAGUGUCCUUGUUCGUACCGAUUUGGAUUUGGCGUAUGGCUCCGUAAUUGCCGAAUAUGUCGUAUAUCUCCUCGCUCGAGAUGUUGAACGGAAGAUUCCUGACUUACAGAACCCGAUUCAUCUCCGGUGGAAGCCGGGUAAUCCCCUUUCGGAGACUGGUUGUAGUCAUUGGGGAAUUUAAAGAAUUUAUCAGUUUGUAACAAAAUUUGAAAUCAGCUGAAAUGUAUUAGAUAAAGUGUUUUUUGGCUCUCCUUUUCUCUUACUUGUUUAACACUCGUAUAGUCAAGGGACUAAUUGUGUGGAAAGGGACCCUUGAUUCGGAUUAUGCGUAAACUCGUAGCAAAAGCAAAAGAAAACAAAGACGUAAAGCUUUGAGUCAGUAUCUGGCCAUGGGAGCAAUCUCACUCUCUAUCGAAUCUCAAUACCGCACGCUUGGUAUCUCUUUCUCCUAGUGGCGGUUGUUCUUCAGUACCCACCUCAGGAAUUGUUUUCCUUCUCCUGAAGCUUCAAUCUUUUUAUCCUUUUUGAGCUCUUUUCUCAUCUGGGCACUGGUCAAAUAUGGAAUUGGGGCUCGUUUGGUUGCUUAGAGCGGCUUGGAUUGCCGGCACGUUGCCUAUACUCAUUGCUUCGAUACCUAGUUCAAGCCUUUCUUCGGUUCAUGGACUUGUAUUGAAUUUCGCUAAGAGAGGAAAGAUUAUGAAUUCUUCUUCGAAAAGAUUCACACUUCCACAAAAAUACUUCGGUCAUUUCUAUGCGGUAGCUUCGGUGUGGACAACAUUUCUGCUUGUUACAACUUGGAUGUACGCAUACAAAACAGUGCCAAUAGUUUCAAAGCCGUUUCAUUAUUCUACAUUUGUAAGCCAAAUAGCAGGGGGGUCUCAAAUCUUUUCAUGGCUCAAAAGUCAUACAGCUCCAGUGGAGUAUAAAUAUAGUGUUUGGAGAUCUGUGUUUCUGCUUUUGUUGAUGGAAGUUCAAGUCUUGAGACGCCUUUAUGAGACAAUAUACGUGUUCAAUUAUAGCUCCUCAGCUCGGAUGCACAUUUUGGGUUAUUUGACUGGCCUCUUUUUCUACACAGCAGGGCCACUGUCACUUUGUUGCAACUGCAUUCCGGAGGUGUACGAGUUUGUGUUGAAUGGAGUUGCUGAAUUCAUUGUUAAAGGCAAGAACCGCAUGCCAGCCUUGGAAUUUGACUGGUGGGAAUUUGCGAUUCCUCUUGUGAAGCUUGGUUGGCUACAGUGGAUUGGUGCAGCUGUAUUUUUCUGGGGUUGGGUUCAUCAGCUUCGUUGCCAUGCUAUUCUUGGCUCUCUUCGAGAACACAAAGCACAAGCUGAUGAAUAUGUUAUUCCGCACGGUGAUUGGUUCAAAAUCGUGUCAUCUCCUCACUAUCUGGCUGAGAUUGUUUUAUACUUCGGUGUUCUGAUUGCUAGUGGAGGAAGGGACCUUACAAUCUGGUUACUAUUCAUAUUUGUGGUGGCAAAUUUAGUGUUUGCAGCAGCAGAAACCCAUAGAUGGUACCUUCGAAAAUUCGAGAACUACCCCAGAAGUCGGCUUGCUAUUAUUCCAUUUCUUUACUAAUAGUAGAGGUGGACACUUUUGUGCAUUUAUCUUUUAAGUUAGUGUCUUUAAUUUAGUAACUUUAUGGGCUGUUCCUAAAUCUUUGAACAGAUUCUAAUCUGUUUCACCUUAAAGAAGUCACAAGGAAUAUCACUAUAGAAUCAAUUCAAAUAAGCACGAUAUACUUGAGUCUUUGUGUAGGGGAGAGAUGUUUUGCUUUCUCCUAUUGGGAGGAGCAACUAAUAAUAAAGUGAAAAAGGUUUCUUCA